This is a messenger RNA of Mytilus californianus (California mussel), 1799 nucleotides long. RefSeq lists its product as uncharacterized. Bases 74 to 1768 code for a protein of 564 amino acids. The transcript has 2 exons. Gene Ontology annotation, molecular function: zinc ion binding. NCBI's taxonomy places the organism in Eukaryota, Metazoa, Mollusca, Bivalvia, Mytilida, Mytilidae. The record is from RefSeq and is a predicted model, not a curated record.
UUCUGAUCUUUUGUAUUUUGGCAGGUAGACAUAUUCAUGGUGUAGCAAAAACCCUCAAUUCGGAAGAUAUAGUAUGGCAGAGGGUACAACAGUUAAUUGUGAACCUUGUGGAUAUGAUGGUUUAUCAAAGUCUGCCCAUUUAUGGUGUAAUGACUGUGAAGAGGGCUUCUGUGACGAAUGUGUCAAAGAUCAUAAAAGGACAAAAAUACUACGAUGCCACCACUUGAUAUCAAUUACUGACUACUUGAAAAGUGCCGAGUUGUUUUUCGAUGAAAACUGUGAGCAUCACAAAGAGCCAUUUGAAUUUUUCUGUUCACAACAUGACUCAAUACUUUGCCUAAACUGUUUUCAAGAGCAUCAUAGUAAAUGCAAAAUAUCUAAGCUGUCCGAAGUUGCAAAAGGAUCUAAAACUUCUACUGCACUAACAGAUCUUGAAAACGAGAUUCAAAGCACAAGUCAAAACUUCGCUGAAUAUAACGAGGAUGAAGACAAAUCUAAUACUGAUUUGAAACAACAAGAACAAAAUAUCCGAGAUGAAGUUUAUAAUAUUCGUCGGAAAAUAAACAAUCACUUGGACCAAUUACAGGAAAAUAUCCUAAGAGAUCUUGAGAUGAAAUAUAACAAUUGCACUAAAAAUGUGAACGAGUAUUUUUCUGCUUUUAAGGUCAAAAGAGACGACAUAAAAGCGCUACACAAUCGUAUUUCUAACAUGAAGAUGUAUGCCUCUGAGAAACAAGUCUUCAUUGGAAUACGACAAAUAGGAAAUAUACUUUAUAAACAAAAACAAGAAGUUGGAACCAACUCAUUGAAACAAACAAAGUUGAGUUUAGAAUUAAAGACGAAUGAUGAUGAAAAGUCUUUACUUUUAGACCUCAAAUCCUUCGGUGAUGUUGUCGUCCGAAAAAGUUCUGAAACUGUUACGUUCAUAGACCCUUCAAAGAAACAAGCACAACUCAACGUUCAGAAACAUGACUCAAUCGAUAAGAUUAAUCUGCAGCUUCACCAUUCAUUAAAUAUAAACAAUUAUUUGAGUAAGACAAUGUCAUUGACUGCUUGUGCUUUUCUUUCUUCGAAGAAGGUUGUGCUUGUAGACAAUGAAAAUCGAAGACUUAUAGUUCACAAUGAAGACGGGAGUUUCAGCGUUGACUUUAAACUCGAAGACGUAUUUGAUCUUACGCCUGUUGGUAGAAGUAAGAUAGCUGUUGGUGUCACGAAAGGGGUUAUGAUAGUGGAUAUCGAUACCAAAGAGGUCAAAAGGACUAAUACUGACUCUGGCAAAGCUAAAUGGGGAAUAUGCUAUGGAAAUGGAAAACUAUACAUCGUAAGUUAUGGCGAAAUAAGGAUUGUUGAUUUGGAUGGAACGGUUUCAAAAUGUAUUCCUUUACAAAUUAGCGUGGUAUUUAACGUAGCAGUACGCAAUGAUAAUAUUUAUUAUAUUAACACUGACACAGAAACUCUCCAUGUUAUUGACCACUCUGGUAAUAAAUUAUGGACAUUUCAUGACAUUCGUUUGAAAAGACCCACAUGUUUUCGGAGUCAGUUUUCUAUUUCUUUAGAUAUAGAUAACCAUGGUAACGUGUUUAUUGUACUACCAGACUAUGAUCAGGUUAUAGUAGUAUCUAGCGACGGACAACAACAUCGUGUUAUUCUGGACAAAUCAAACAAUCUUAAAGGUCCAAGCGGUAUUUCAUAUUGCCAAGAAACUCAUCAGCUGUUAGUUUGUAACGUAAGCGAUGGAGGAGCGUCUAUUUACGACAUCAAAUCAUAAAAUAAAAUUUACAGUGAGUACAGUACUAGUA